Rotaria socialis is the source of this 6381-nucleotide messenger RNA. The record is from the annotation of a GenBank genome assembly. Lineage: Eukaryota; Metazoa; Rotifera; Eurotatoria; Philodinida; Philodinidae.
AUGGAUGCCACUAUAGUACCAACUGACGGUUUUAAGACAAAUGACGACAGUAUGCUACUGGAAAUUUUCUGUCUCGUAUGGCUCGAUGCUAAUGCAAACGGCAAAGAAACUCGAAAUACAGAACAAAAGUUACGUUCUAUUAUUAAUAACCUCAAGAAAUUUCAAGAUAUAGAACAAUGUCGAAAAUUUAUUGAAGAACGGUCACAAAAGGAUAGACUCAUAAUGGUUGUCAGUGGUCGAUUGGGAAGAGAAAUAGUCCCUUCUAUUAAUCAGCUUCGACAAGUAAUAUCAAUCUAUGUAUACUGCGUGGAUAAGAAAAGUGUUGAAAAUUGGGCUUCUAAAUUUUCGAAAGUAAAAGCGGUAAUUGUUGAACUAGAUGAACUCAUCGAUCGCAUCACAGCUGAUCAUAAAAUUCAGAAAAUCGUAGAGAAACCAUUGUCAAUUAAUAUUUUCACUAUUAAUGCUGGUGGAGGUUACUCAACAAUCAGUUUAAAUGGGCAAUUUGUUUUUUCACAGGUUCUUAUUGAUUGUCUUCUGCGUCUAAAAUAUACUGAAGUAGAUAAAAAUGAACUUAUUCAUCAUUGUAAACAGCAGUACGAAGGCAAUGUGAUAGAACUGAGCAAUCUUCAUGAAUUUCAACAGCAAUACUCACCUAACAAAGCCUUGUGGUGCGUUGAUAAAAAUCAAGCUCUUUCGUUUCUCAGUACUUCUAAUGCUACAAUCAAUUUAGAACCAAUCCUAUUUGAGAUAGAUGCUGAUCCCACUUUGGCCAAUACAAAACCAUUCGCUGAUAUAAGUACACAUAGCCAUUUUUCUGGAGAAUCAGAAGUUCUUUUUAUGCUCGGUUCAAUAUUUCGUUUAAACAGUAUAGAUCACAGUAGCAAUGAUCAAGUAUGGAUCAUCCGAAUGACUUUAUGUAGCGACGAUGAACAUGAUUUAGAACAAGUGCUCAUCAAUAUGAAACAACAAUUUGGGUGUGGGGAAACAAAUCUUCUAACGUUAGGAAAACUGUUAUGGGAAAUGAGUAAACUUGAUCUGGCUGAAAAAUAUUUUAUUCGUUUGCUAGAACAACUCCCGCCCGAUGAUCCUUCACUAGGAGCUUUGUAUCAAGAUCUUGGCAAACUGACAUCACAGGCUGGUGACCUUGACAAGAGCAUGAAAUGGCGUAAAAAAGCUAUAGCGCUUCAAAGCGAAACGAAUCAAUACCAAGCAAAUCUACUGCACAUCAACUUAAUCAAUUCAAAACAUUGUUUUUCAGGUCCGGCAUCGUCAAAAAAAUUAAACAAAGGUGAACCUAUCAUAGUUUAUAUACCAGAUUUGCCUGUUAAUAUAGAUAGUAAUCAAUUACUCGAAAAUAUGAUUCGGCAAUGUUUAGAAAUUAAACAUAAACAAAAAAUAGUCGAUGUUAAAUGUGAUGCCAAAUUAGGCAUUGGAAUUGUCUACUUACAUACUGAUGAAGUUAAGCAUAAUUUAAUUAAUAUUAUCGAAAAAAUUAUAAUUGAAAUAUCCAAAAAUACAACGGUAUCAUUUGUCGAUGAGCUGGAACUAGUAUCUUAUAUUGUUGUUGAUAACAUGGAUACAAAAGAGCUUCCAUCAGUAGAUGAGAUAUGUCGACGAUGGGUUCAUCUGUACAAGGUGCAAUCCCAACCACAAUGCGAACGACUAUCUGCUCAAUUUCCGAACAUCUUUCGAAUAAUAACACAUUCAUUAGAUGAACUACUCCCUGCAAUGUCAACUAAGGAGUUCUCAAUCAAUAAACAGUUCGCAACUGUUUACUUCCGUGCUGAUUGUGCUUUCUUUGAAGAUUUACCACGAACGUCAACAUUAGAUCGAUUGACCGACGCAAUCAGCAGUCAAAUCUCUGAUAAAUACAUGUCCAAAGAAUUAAUACAUAUACAGUAUAACAAAGCAAAUGCUAAUGCUAUUGUGCUGACAUCAGGAAAAGCUCGAAUGUGGGCCCUACAUAGUUCAAUUCUAUUAGAUGGACGCUCUUUUAUGAAAAAGGACAGCCUUGCUUGCCGCUUAUUGAUACGCACCGUACCCAAAGAGGUGUCAACUUCACUUAUCCGAAAUCAUAAAAUGUUUGGUGAUGCUGUUGUUAAAAUAUUCCCUAGUGGUGAACAUGUCGUUCUCGAACUUUCUGAUCGAAGUAUUUAUGAGAAGUGUAUUGAUCAAGGUGCUGUACGCAUUAAUCAACACAUUUUAGGAAUGGAAGCUUAUACAUUUACAAGUAAUCCUGAAAAUAGUGAAAUUGAUGCUGAAAAUUGGUAUGAAACAGAGAUGGUUGAUCAUAAGCCCGAUAUAAUGCCAUUUAUUUCUAAUUCUCAACAUCCUAUUUUUCAAUAUCAAUGGAAUCCAAGAGUGUUUUUAGAACAAUUUCGUUUGUGGACAUCGAGCGAACGUAAGGCUAAUGAAAAAGAUCAAGUUAAAUUUGAAAAAUUAUGUAAUCUGAAACGUCAUCUAUUACGAAUGACAGUUAUGUUAAAUACGAUCGGUGUAGUAAAAAGAGGCUUUUAUCGUAUAGGUGAAAAAGAAAUCAACUUAAAACCAGAUCGAUUAAAAACAAUUCUCUAUGAUCAUAAGUCAAAAUUGCAGCGUGGUAAGACAAUAUCAUUAUCGCAUGCUACAGAAUUCCCGUAUACAUCUACAUCAGUCAGUGUAGUAAAUGAAGACUGCUUCAUUGUUUAUCAGAAUCUGGUAAAUAGAGGCUGUCGACCAGUUGUUUUUAAUGUGGCUAAUGCUGCCAGUCCAGGUGGUGGCUACAAGCGAGGAGAUGGAGCUCAAGAAGAAACACUUUUUCGUCGUUCGAAUUAUUUCCAAAGUCUCGAUCUUGAGUUAGAUGAUGGAAAACCUACAGCACGGUUCUAUUGUAAUUCAAAUUGUGAUUUAGCACCAUUAGGUAAAGGUGAUCGACUGUAUCCAAUGGAUGAAUUUGGAGCAAUUUACUCAGCAGGAUUGACAGUUUUUCGACAGCCUGAAGAUACUGGCUAUGCUUUCAUGGAUAUACCAAUGUACGAUGUAUGUGCCAUUGCAAUGGCUGCCUAUCGUGAUCCGAAGCUUGAAAGUGACCUUCUCACUUCCCAAUACUCUCUUGUAACACGAAAAAAAAUUGAAAAUAUAUUUGCUAUUGCUUACCAUCAAAAACAUGAUAGCCUUGUUCUAUCUGCAUUUGGUUGUGGUGCAUUGAGAAAUCCACCAAAACAUAUUGCAACAAUAUUCAAAUCAGUUAUUGAACAAUAUGCUGGAUAUUUCAAAUACAUCUAUUUUGCUAUUGCGGAUGAUCAUAAUGCAGGCCAAGACUUGAAUCCAACUGGAAAUUAUCGUCUUUUUCAUAAAUUACUCGAUAAUUUAGAACAAGAACCAAAACAGCAACAUCUUGUCGACAUGAUGAUUGGACCUUGGCGAAUUUUAAAUCAAAAACCUAGUAAAGAAAUAACCUUAAGUGAUAUUCGAAUCCGCUAUUCAUAUCCAUGUUUUCAUGGAGGAAAAUGCAAUGAUUUGAACAAUGAACAACAUUGUCGUGAAUUUUCACAUCCACCGUUAUGUCCUUACGCAAAUGAUGCAGCUACAUGCAACAAGAAAAAUGAUAAUCAGCAUAUGCUUUGGUUCAGACAUCGUGAAAAAUGUUCAUAUACUGAGGAAACUGAUUUCAUGCAUUCGAACGAAUUUGAACAUCCUGAAUUUUGUCGAGAUGGUGGUCGAUGUGAAAACAUGGCUGCUGAACAUCUUAAAGCUUAUCAACACUUGCCGCUAUGUAAAUAUCGUCGUGAAUGUGUCGAUUUCAAUAGUGGAUCAGUUGAGCACUGUCAAAGCUACCGUCAUUGUGUACCGAUGUGCCGCUUUGGUCAUUUCUGUACCAAAUUUCAUGACGAAAAACAUUUAAGCGAAGAAAACCAUCCUUUUUUACAACCAUGUUCAUUUACUCCAUUUCAUUGCCGACAAUACAACAGUUUUGGUGAGGCAGAAGAUACAAAAAAAUUAGGGAUCGAUGUUCAAAAUCACUGUUUUCACUAUUCGCAUGUUUGCCGGUACGGCCGUCAAUGUCGUGAUACAUCAGACAUUCAUUGGAAAAUUACAAUUCAUAUUGCUCGUAACAUCUGUUCAUUUGGUGACAAAUGUAGACAAACAUAUGACGAAGAUCAUUUAAAUUCGUUCUCACAUCCAGGUAUAGCUGAUAUUCGUCUUUUAUGCAGUUAUCCAACGUAUAAAUGUCGUGAUAGACGAAAACCUGAACAUAUUAUAGAAUAUCGACAUCAUGGUGGAUACGACAACAGUGGAGUCAUCGGCUGUUUUGGGCAGAACCACAAAAUUGAUUUUGUUAAAAAUCAAGAAAGAAUUAUUCAAACAAUAAAUACCUAUGUGAAAGAUACACAUUUCAGACAGCUAUCUGUAUCGUUAGAAGUUCAAAAAUGGGUUAAGGGCCUACAGCCUAUUCAUCGAUGUUCCAAAUUAAUUUUCGAAUCGAUACUUGUGCAUGGCCAUGCCAUGUCUCGUGAUCAUAGGGAAAAUUUAAAAAGAUCCUAUUUCGCAGCUCAAGCUGUUCAAGAACAUAAACGUGUGGGUGGAAUAUUUGAUCGAUAUAAAAUGGCACCUAUCGAAGAUAAUGCUAAAGAAUAUAUUAAAGCUAUUGUUUCUCUGGAAUACGGUAAAAAAUAUGCUGCUGGCGAUACAACAGCAUCAGGUGGAUCUGAUGAUAAUGACGAUGUAAUACGUAGAAAAGAAAGAAUUUUACACACUUUAAUCAAGCCAGACGAACUUAAUAUUAUAAAACAAUGCGCCAUUGAUAUUGCUGAAGCCUCGUGGAAUCUUCAUAAUGCUCCAACUGGUAUCAAAUAUGAAACUGAUAAAGCGUUAGGUACUGAUAAACAUGUUUUUAGUAUUCUUGGGCCACAUCUCGAUCAUUAUUAUGGAGAUAUAAUUCUUGUAUUUAAAAGCGAAGUAAUGCUACACCCAGACGCCAAUUUCUCUCCACAAGCAGGCACAUCAUUUGCAAGUGGCAAUACGUUUAAGCAUCGGCCAUGGGUUAAAGAUCCUGGUACUGAACCUGAAAGAAUAAAAUGUUUUCAUGAAUCGAAAUUGCAUUGUGCUGUACCGGGAUACGAAUAUGCAGCAGCAGCAGCAGAACUUAUCGUUAUAUCAGGAUUACUGAGAAAUACAAUAAAUGCUGAUGUGCAAGACAUUAUUACUCGUUGGAACAAAGUUGAUUCACAUCAAGUACUAGAGGCACAUCUACCUCAAUUGGUACCUCUCGAUUAUAUUGAAGAAGUAUACAUAGCAAAAAAUCUAUUCGAUUCGCUGACUCCAGCAGCACAAGAGUCAGCAAAGAAAAUUUUCCGUGGUUCACUUCAUAUUACCAAGCAUGAAAUUAACUUGACUGAUACCGGUGGUGGAGGUUCGCAGCCAUCGGAUAAGAGUCGUGCUGACUAUCAAGAUUAUGUGAUGAGUGCUUUAAUAGAAAAAUUUAACAAACGAAAGGACCGUACAAGACAUUUGCAUGGCUCUGUCCUCACUCUAGCACCAAGUGCAUUUACGGAUCACAUUAUGUUACCGCAAACAAUCGGUCAAGCGCGUACUCAAUAUCUUCGAACUCAUAAACAGAGCUCGAAUUCCGACGACAUAUAUAUUUAUUGGGAAACAAUGUAUGGUGAUAUGAUGGUCACUCUUUCAGAUGAGCGAAUCGAUCCUGAUAAGGCUCAACCGGAUAUUCAAUGUCUUAUUACUGGUAAAUGUUCGAGUAGUUCACGUACAUUUCAUCGUGGUGCUAACAUUGAAAAUUUCCUUACCUACUGUCUUAAAAUCGAGAAAAAAACGGGUCAAGCAACACUGUCACACGCUGGACCAAACAGUAUUUAUUGUUAUGAAACGAUAACGUGUAGAUUUUCGAAAGCAACACUUGAUUUAAGUAAAUUAGACUACGUUCGCGUAAGUGCUGGUUCGCAAAAAGUACCAAUCAGAAAUUUAACUAUUAACUUCGAAAAAAUUCCCGAUUUACAUCCAUUAUUCGAUAGAAAUUUCAAACGAGGGGAUGAUCCAUUUCCUAAUAGGAAAUCGCCUCAUCAACGUAACCGCUCUCCAUCUCCUCAAACUGCACAAUCAACUCGCGAUAAGUCUCCAUCGUUUCUUCGAAAAGCUGUUGCUGUUUUUUUUGGUUAUGAUGCUGAUGAUAAAAGCCUUGAUCCCUGCCCCUAUUCAAUCAAUUGUCUGUUUCAACAAGAAUCGCAACAUAUGAAAAAAUAUUCUCAUCCUUGCCCAUACUCUGAACUUUGCACUAAUAAAGAGAAAGAGCCUAAUCUAACACAUGAACCGCACCGAGCAAAACAAUGUCCAUCUAAGAGUUCUUGUCAAAAACUUCAUGAUCCUGUUCAUCGAGCGCAGUGUUAG